Entrophospora candida is the source of this 648-nucleotide messenger RNA. The record is from the annotation of a GenBank genome assembly. Lineage: Eukaryota; Fungi; Glomeromycota; Glomeromycetes; Entrophosporales; Entrophosporaceae.
AUGGCGUUUCACAAAAAAAGUACACUCAAAGCUACUAUUGAUGCAUUACAUAAUGCAUGUCCAUUAAAGGUCUCUUGUGAGGUUAUAUCCAAAGCAUUUUGUGAUAUUUUACAUAAUGACAAAGUCUUUUGUGAACACUCUGAAAUACACACUAAAAUAUUUGAUUGGCUUGAGGAAAAAAAUCCCUCCCAACCAUCAAGGCCAUAUGCAGUAUUCAAAAAAUGGGUUUAUUCUUCUGCUUUUUUUGGAUCAAAAGGACAAGGGGCCUUUAUUGAACCUAUUUUUAAUUUGGUUGAAAAAGCACUUAAUGAGUUCCUUAUUGAGAAUGAACAUAUGAUUCCUUCCGCUGUUGCCAAGAUCUUUGCCUCCAAACAUCACAUAAAUCCAGAUUUUGAUAAUGCAGAUACUCAAUGUAUGCUUAAUUUCAUAAUUGAGAAUAUAAAAAUUUUUGACAAAUCAGUAUUCCCAUGGAAUAGGGUAGCUCAUGGAACUUUAAUAGAUCAAAAAGGUCAAUGGAGUGACCACAAACUCCAAUAUAUUGCUAUACUUGCAUGCAAUGUUGUCACCUGUGACAACUAUAAAGAAUUACAUGCUAUAAAAGAAAAACUUGAUAAUAAGAUUAUUCAAAAAUGGAUGGAUGAUAAUUGA